AUGAUUCGAAAGCAAGCACGUCAACGGCGAGACUACCUUUACAGGCGGGCGCUCCUACUACGAGAUGCCGAGAUCAGCGAAAAGCGAGCCAAGCUGAGGGCAUCCCUGGCCUCGGGGAAGCCGCUGGACCCAGAGAUUGCUAACGACAAGGCCCUAAGGAAGGACUUUCAGUACGACGAGUCGGUGGACAAGGACACAAACGAGCAGCUGGACAUCGACGACGAGUAUGCACAACUGUCGGGGGUCGUGGACCCGCGUGUGCUAGUGACGACGUCGCGCGAUCCAUCCUCGAGACUGGCGUCGUUUGCCAAGGAGAUCAGGCUACUGCUGCCGACGGCUGUGCGGCUGAACCGUGGAAACCUCAUCCUGCCCGACCUGGUGCGGUCUGCGCAGGCCGCGGGACUGUCAGACGUUAUCCUGCUUCACGAACACCGCGGAACGCCAACCGGAUUGACGCUGUCUCACUUCCCCCACGGCCCGACGGCAUGCUUCACCCUGUCCAACGUGGUCCUCCGCCACGAUAUCCCGGGGAGCGUGCGCGGCACUGUCAGCGAGUCGUACCCUCACCUUAUCUUUGACGGCUUCUCCACCAAGCUGGGCCAGCGCGUGGUCAAGAUCCUCAAGCACAUCUUCCCGCCGCGUGAGGCCAUCACCAGUAAGAACAAGAUUGGCAGCCGCGUCGUCACCUUCAAGAACAUCGACGACAAUAUCGAGGUGCGGCACCACGUCUUUGUGCGUACCGGCUACGACAGCGUAGAGCUGGCCGAGGUCGGCCCCCGCAUGACGAUGCGCAUGUUUGAGCUGCGCGCCGGUACCCUCGAGAACAAGGAUGGCGACGUAGAGUGGCACCUCACCCAGUACACGCGCACGGCCAGGAAGAAGAACUACCUCUGA
Molecule: messenger RNA, 894 nt
Organism: Geosmithia morbida
Lineage: Eukaryota; Fungi; Ascomycota; Sordariomycetes; Hypocreales; Bionectriaceae
Product: U3 small nucleolar ribonucleoprotein IMP4
Exons: 3
Coding region: 1-894 (297 amino acids)
Biological process (GO): rRNA processing
Cellular component (GO): small-subunit processome; nucleolus; Mpp10 complex
Molecular function (GO): snoRNA binding; rRNA primary transcript binding
Source: RefSeq, a predicted model, not a curated record